Molecule: messenger RNA, 3823 nt
Organism: Drosophila navojoa
Lineage: Eukaryota; Metazoa; Arthropoda; Insecta; Diptera; Drosophilidae
Source: RefSeq, a predicted model, not a curated record
UGACAUCUUUAACCUUGCACUUGAUAGUGAUAGCUCUGCUGGCUGUGGCAGCAGCGGCAGCAGCUGCAGUCGCCGUGGCAGCGGACGGUGAUGCGGCAACGCGCCCCGUUGUGCCGCGCGGCAGAGGCGCGACCAGCUAUGCGAGCGCCUCCUCGACGACCAGCACGCAGGCGCCAACGCUGCGAGCGCCGCGCCUACGGCGUCCGCCCACGACGCUGCCCAUCGACAGUGGGCAUGGGCGUCGCGGUGGCAGCGCCGCCAGCACCACGCCUCUGCCGCCAGCAACGGUGCGCCAGCAGCGACGUCGUGCCACAGCAACAACAACAACGACAGCAACAACAUCGACGACGACGAUGGCCCCAGCCUCAGCUGACAGCAAUGGGCGUGGUCGCAGCCGCAGCAGCGCCAGAGCCGCCCGCCAGCCACGUGACACGCCAACGCCCAGCGCAUCGGAGUCAUUCAGCCCGAGCAGCGCCGGCGGCUGGCCUCAGUCGCAUCAGACGCUCUCGUCGCUGUCCUCCAGGCCAGGCGCUGCCUCGCGCAGCGGCUCCAAUCCCAACAAAACGCCGCGCAUGAUCCAGCGCUUGGUGGCUGGCCACAUUCACAAUGCGCAGGGCCAUUCCACCUAUGAGGUGUCUGCGGUGAGUGCCAACAGCAGCAGGAGCAUUGCAAUAGCAACCACAGCGCCAACAACAACAACAACAACGACGACGACAACGACAACGACAACAACAACAACAACCCCCAGCCCAGUCACGAGAAAAUCAACAACAACAGCCUCAACGAAACGACGCAAGGCCAGCAGCACUUAUCGUCUGGCUAAGCCGUCGCCAUCGCCGUCGACGCCGCCAGAGCGGGAGCACGAUGACGACGAGGCGCUGCUCAGCGAACCGGAUGACUUCGACAACUGGGACAAUGGCAUACUGCGCUUGAGCGCCGGCUCCGGCAAGGAGGCGGAGACGGCCAGCGGCAAGGGUCAAGGCAAACAGGGCAAGGAGGACGCGAAGAAGACUCUGGCGGAUCAGGUGCGCGACGGGAAGUACGGCUUGAUUGAGAAGGAGCUCUUUCGUCGCGUGCCCAAGCGUCCGGGCGUGCUGAGCUACGCACGCAAUCCGGAGGUGCCACAGGACAACGAGCGCAACUUUGGCGGACUCAACGAGCAGGACAUUUGGCUGGCCGAGGAUCACUUGCUGGUGAUCAAGGGCGGCGGCCUGAAUGAGGCCGAGCUCAAUGGCGGCGACAGCGAGCCGUGGCCAGCCAUUGAUGAUUACGAUGCGCCGCCGCGACAAAUCAAACUGCCGCCGAAUCCGGUGGUGCCGCCUCCAUUUCCCGUGCAGCUCGAGCCGCAUGGGCCACUGCAAAUUAUCCGAGAUAAUCAAAUCGAGAGCCUCCAUACGCCAGCUGUCAAUGCAACGCUAUCCGCUGUGGGCCAGCACGCGGCCUACGGCCAGGGCCAUGGAGCUGCCCACGGCCAGGGGUCGCAUUCUGCUGCCCGGCCGGGAGCGUAUGCGUCGCCUAAGACAGCUGACCCGGAGCCCAGCUACGUCUACCCGACGCCCUACGCGCCCUGGCUGCUCUAUAACAACGAGACGCUGGCCGAGCAACCGCCGUCCCAUCCACAUCCCAGUCCGACUCCCAACGCGGUGCUAAGGAGUCCGCUGCUCGGGCCCUGGCUCAUCAAUGGACUCCAUUCGAAUGGCAGCGUCUCUGCUCCAGGCGCGCUGCACGCCAACAUCAGCGACUUUGACGAAGACGAUCCCUCGCUCUACUAUCCGCCCGCCUACAGCUUUGUCUACCGAAGCAACUACACGAAUCCGGUGCCGCCGGGGCCAUUGGUGCCCGGCAUUGUGCUACCUCCGCCGCCAGAUCACUUUACCCUCUUGGAGACGACGACCACUUCGACAACAACGCGGCGUCCGUAUAGCAGCACAACGAGCACUACACCUAGCACUACCAGCACCACCACCAGCAGCAGCACCACUAGCACAACCACCACGCGAGCUCCGUCACGCCUGUCGGUCAAGUACAAUGCCAUCGGAUAUCUGCCGCCCGCACCACGCCACCAGCAACAGCCUCAACAGCAGCAGCAGCAGCAGCAGCAGCCGCAGCCGCAGCCGCAGCCGCCGAACAAGUACGUGGAGCGCGUGCCGGUGCCGGUAGCGGUGCCCAUACCCAUUUACCCCAUCAACUAUCAGCCGACCACACCACGCCCACAGCCACCCGCCCAGCUGGUGUUUGUGCCGAGCACAGAGCGGUCCAAUGAGAGGCAGGCGCCGUUGUCGAAAUCGAACCCCAUAUACUAUGAGUACUUCGAGGCCAAGCGCCAGCCAUCCUCCCUCAAGUCGAAUGUGAUCAAUGACUUCCUGGCCACGAAGCCGCCCAAGCGACCGCACUACAAAUCUCCGCCGAGUCCCGUGAACGAUGUGGCCGUGGUUAGCAUUACGCCCAAGCCACGCGUCCAACUGCACUCGGAGUACGAUGCGACGCUCGGCCAGCUGCUCAGAAGCAACCUCAUUGCCGCACCAGCGACGUCCCGCUUCCAGCCGCCCGACUUCGACAGGCAGCCCUUCCUGCCCAUGGUCAACUACAGCGUCGACGAGCACGACCAGAACGCCUUCAAGGCCAUCGUCUACCAGCCACAGCCGCAACGUCAGCGUCAGCUGCGUGUGGGCAAGCACCAGCAGCUGCAGCUACAGCUGGAGCCGACCACACAGCCGGGCCAGGAGCAGGACUCCUCCUACCUGCCAGACUCGCUCCUGCUGCAGCGGCAGCGUCAGCUGAGAGUCGGCAAGCAGCAGCUACAGCUGCAGCUGCAGUCGCCAUCGCCGUCACCCUUGCCCUACGACAGCCAGCAGGGCGUGUACAGCACGCCCCUGCCGCCAGCCUACUUGGACAAUCAGCUGCAGCCGCGUCCGGCCAAGUACCAGCUGCGUCCGCCCUCACCGGCUCCACUGCAGUACUGGCAGCGUCCCGCUCCUCCGCCCCCGCCGCCGCCUCCGCCACAGUUCAAGCGUUUGCGCCAUGGCAGCGCGAAGCAUCCAUAUCCGCCGUACUUUGUGCCCAGCUAUCCGAGCGGCCCCGGACCGGAGCCCCUCUACCGCCUGCUGCCCGUGCCGCAGCACAAGCACUGGCGCCAGAGCAACAAGCACCAGCACCAGCAGCAGCAGCAACAGAUUCAAGUCCAGCCACAGCAGCAACAGCCGUACUAUCCGGACCGUAACGUCAAUAUUGGUCACAGCCUGGCCAGCGACAUCUUGGUCAACUACAACACCAACAAUCAGUUCAAUCCGCAGGCGGAGCUGGUGCCCCAGGCGCAGCUGGGCCCGCCUCCGCUCUCCUACCAGGCUCAGAACGGGGGCCAGGCCUCGCUGUGGUCCGACCGGCCCGUGCGACAGGCGCGCGCCCAGCUGCAGGAGCAGGCCUAGGCCCAGGCGGUGGACCCGAAAGCUUGCUGUUCAAAUGUGAUCUAAAGUGAAACCCGUUGGUGGGGGCCAAGUUGAGCCAGUUCACAGUCGAGGGAACUAGUAGAUGAAAUAGUCAAUGAUUCAUUCACACACAGUCUCAGUCUCAGUUUGAGUUGCUCCGACUCCGAUUUUGGCUCCGAUUCCCCAAAACUUUAUUCAAAUCAACAACAAAUCGAUAGCAUACGUUACAUAACCCAGCCCUGGCAGCCAACAACAACUCAGCUUGAUGUUGAAUAUUUUGAAUACAGUUGGUCACAUCUGUCUCUUAUUUAGCUAUCCAAUAAAAUAGGCAAGAAAGUUUGUGUGCUUCACAAGCUAUGCGCAUGCAGAGUAAGCUAUACAUAUAUUUUAAUAUACCA